Messenger RNA from Priceomyces carsonii, 1377 nucleotides. RefSeq lists its product as uncharacterized. The transcript has a single exon. Bases 1 to 1377 code for a protein of 458 amino acids. Gene Ontology annotation, biological process: cellular response to iron ion starvation; positive regulation of transcription by RNA polymerase II. Gene Ontology annotation, molecular function: DNA-binding transcription factor activity, RNA polymerase II-specific. The record is from RefSeq and is a predicted model, not a curated record. Lineage: Eukaryota; Fungi; Ascomycota; Pichiomycetes; Serinales; Debaryomycetaceae.
AUGUCACAUUCGGAAGAGUAUUCAAACAAUAUCGACGAUCAGUUGUUGAGCGUGGCGAAACAAGCUGAAGGUGUAGUCGUUGAGCCAACGUCUGCCCACCAUCAUGACUUGGAGGCCACUAGAGAGAAGUUGGAACAAAUUGCACAUGCUGCAGCUCUCUCGGAGAGAGAUCAACAACAAAAGCAACACUUACAACAGCUGCAUCACUCUCACCAUCAGCCGCUGCACCAACAUGGUCACCCUCAGCAUAACCAAUUUCAGCACUUACAACAACAAACCCCCAAAGGGUACGAUCUUCAUGGCGAUGGCCAGUUACAUCAUCAAUAUAAUCAGCAAGAUGUCGAUGAAUCAGAAUAUAACAUCCAGAUUCCCGAACCAAUCAUAGAUGCAAAAUCUAAGAUUUACCCCGUCACUGAGAACACCAUAACAGCAGAAGGCAAUUUAAUAACAAGGCCCUACCCAGAACAAGUUUUUCAAAAUCGAGACGACUUGAAUGAUUUCAUUCAAGAAUUUGCGAGAGACAAUGGGUUUGGCGUUGUGAUAGCCCAUUCAAAUAAAAAGGCUAUCUAUUAUACUUGUGAGUUAGGUGGUCGUUACAGACACAAGAAGUCUAAAAAGGAUAUGGAAGCUGCUAGGCAAGUUGAUGUUGGUAAUGGGUAUUUGCUAGAUCCAAGUACGAAAACCAAAAAGUUGAGAUGCCCUUUUGCGAUGACUGCUAGCUAUAAGAAGUCGACUGGUGUUUGGACUCUAAAGACGACCUGUAAUGAGCACAAUCAUCCUCAAUUAGACCCAUUGUCGAAUCAUCCUAUGUUGAGAAAGAGGUCAGAUGAGUUGAAUUUACUAAUUUUGGACUUAUAUAAGGUUGGUACGAAACCGUCUCAUAUUGAAUCUAAAAUUAAGGACCAAUAUCCUGAUGUUUUAAUUAAGCGUGAAGAUAUCUAUAAUGAAAUAAGAGGCUACAAAAGAAAGUUAAAAAAACAAAAUAGAUUCUUAAACAACAAUUCUCAAAGGCUCCCACAUAAGAAACGUAAUGCAAGUUCUUUUCAUCAAGUAUUGGACGACGAUGAUGACGAUCAUCCAACUAACGAACAGGUAUUGGAGUACGAGCUUCAGCAGCAACAUCAACAACAGCAGGAUGCGGAAUUGCAACGUCAAUUGCACCAAGCUGCCGCAGCUGAAGCAGCGCACCACCAUCAUCAAUUGGAUGAACACCAGUAUCAACAAUAUCAACAGCAACUCCAAGAGCAUGGGAUACAUAGCGAUAAUGAUAAUACGGCAGCGGCAGCCAUAGCAGCAGUUGCAAAUGCUACUCAUCAUCGCAAUGAUGGUAGUGAAUUAUCAAUGGAUAACAUAGACAGCAGAUUGGUUGGUGAGUGA